Messenger RNA from Xylona heveae TC161, 1317 nucleotides. Its product is annotated as DHHC zinc finger domain protein. Gene Ontology annotation, cellular component: Golgi apparatus; endoplasmic reticulum. Bases 104 to 1279 code for a protein of 391 amino acids. The record is from RefSeq and is a predicted model, not a curated record. Lineage: Eukaryota; Fungi; Ascomycota; Xylonomycetes; Xylonales; Xylonaceae. The transcript is spliced from 3 exons. Gene Ontology annotation, molecular function: protein-cysteine S-palmitoyltransferase activity. Gene Ontology annotation, biological process: peptidyl-L-cysteine S-palmitoylation; protein targeting to membrane.
CACAACGACGAAACUAUUCAUAUUCAUUCAUAUCUUUAUUAUAUGUGAUUAUGAAUCGUCACGGUAUAAUUUAGAGUUUAUAUGAGAGCUAUUCUGUUCAAAUAUGCUGGUGUCUUUCAAGACUUUGCUUUUUGCCAUAACGGCUAUCUCUUUUUGCACAUUCAUUGCACUUUUUGGACGGCUCCCCGCAUUUAGAGAUACCCCAAUCGGCUCACUUCAUCGUUUGCUAUUGAUCCAUAUUCCAUCUUUUCUGCGCUCCGUUGACUAUCGUUUCUGUGGGGGCCAUGUAUCACCUGCCCUGGCCCGCUUGGGCAAUUACUUGAUGCAUGAUAAGCAUCCACUGGUGUUGAUCAUGUUUAUUGGGCUUUUGGUGGUAUCUGAAUGCAUGUUCAUUCCGAAAGCUUGGCCUAGGUUAGGCUCAGGGCAUCGCCUGCUGGUGCCCCUCGUGGCUACGCCCCCUUACAUCUAUAUAUAUCUCGCAGCAACAUCAAAUGCGUCUCGCAUUACUGCGAGCAAUCAUGCUGCGCAGAUGCGCGCUUAUCCUUAUGAUCAUGUCCUCUACAAGCCAGGCAUUCAAUGUCGUACCUGCAAGCUGCUUAAGCCGGCCCGCAGCAAGCAUUGCAGCAUCUGCAAAGCCUGUGUGGCUAAACAUGAUCAUCACUGCAUCUGGGUGAACAAUUGCCUUGGCAGAGACAAUUACGUUCAUUUUAUCUACCUCCUCAUCAGUGUCACCGUUUUACUCUGUUACGGCGCGUAUCUUGGAUAUGCACUCCUUUCCCAGCGAUUGAAAACUGAAAUAUCUCGACCAUCUGGUCAACACUGGAGCACUGGGAUGGCUUGGAGCCUGUACUUUCAAUACUGGAGCUGGGCUCUCUCUCAGGAAAUACGCAUAGGAGCUGUGGGACUUUUGGCUUUCAUGUGUAUGCCGCUGUCUGGAGGAUUCCUUAUAUAUCACAUUUAUUUGAUCUGGGCUGGAAUGACAACGAACGAAAGCAGCAAAUGGGCUGACUGGAGAGAGGCCAUUUAUGACGGUCUCGUGCUCAAAGCAAGUAAGACGCAGUCAGGACAAAGUCGAAGCAAUGAGGCAGUCGAAUCAGAGGUGAAGUGGCCGGUCUCGAGUGACCAGCUGCUGAUCCAUCGUUCGGUGCUGGAAGUGCAGGAUGAGGGUGAGGGAACUGGAGAUAAGUGGAAACCUAUAUAUAGUCUGGCAGAGGUGGAGAACAUCUAUGACUUGGGAUUCUGGGAUAAUCUCCAUGAUGUCUUUUGGAAUAGAAGAUAAACAAUUAACGUAGCUUUAUGACCGAGCUUAGCGCCGUA